Messenger RNA from Glycine soja, 3530 nucleotides. Its product is annotated as auxin response factor 9-like. Lineage: Eukaryota; Viridiplantae; Streptophyta; Magnoliopsida; Fabales; Fabaceae. The record is from RefSeq and is a predicted model, not a curated record. Bases 381 to 2375 code for a protein of 664 amino acids. Gene Ontology annotation, biological process: response to hormone; regulation of DNA-templated transcription. The transcript is spliced from 13 exons. Gene Ontology annotation, molecular function: DNA binding; protein binding. Gene Ontology annotation, cellular component: nucleus.
ACACAACACAUACACCUCUAACGGAGGAGAGUUGUUAUGCAGUUAUGUGGUACUAGCAUUCCAAGAAGGAACGCCGUUUGCUUACCUUACACAAAAGAGAGAGAAAGAGGUGUGUCUGUAACGGUAGCAGCAGCAGGUAGCAUAGGAUUAGCAGACACGAUUCCAAAAGCUGCUUCCUCUCAUAAAUUCUCUGUCAACGCAUAAUCAUUCCAUUUAGUUAUCAUCUGUGACACCAUCACACUGCGAUCAUCAUCCUCAUUCCUACUUUGCACACCCUUAUGACAAUGAUGAUGUCAUGGACUUAGAUUCAUUGGUCACAGUCACAGACUCUGAAGAAGAAAAACAACAGCUUUGAAUUGAUUACAAUACAACCUUAAACGAUGUCGUUGAACCGUGGUGGAGGAGGAGAAGAAGAUGAACUCUAUGAGCAACUAUGGAAAGCGUGUGCAGGACCCCAUGUGGAAGUUCCUCGUACUGGCCAAAGGGUCUUCUAUUUCCCUCAGGGGCACAUGGAACAAUUAGAAGUAUCAACAAAUCAGGAACUAAACCAAAGGAUUCCACUCUUCAAGCUUCCCUCCAAGAUCCUUUGUCGUGUCGUCAACGUCCAUUUACUGGCUGAACAAGAAACAGAUGAGGUUUAUGCACAGAUUACUCUAGUGCCGGAAUCUAAUCAAGCUGAGCCUAUGAGCCCUGAUCCGUGCCCUGCUGAACUUCCAAGUCCAAGAGUUCACUCCUUCUGCAAGGUCUUAACUGCCUCUGAUACAAGCACCCAUGGUGGCUUCUCUGUCCUCAGGAAGCAUGCCACUGAAUGCCUUCCAGCUUUGGACAUGUCUAAAUCAACCCCAACUCAGGAAUUGGUUGCCAAGGAUCUUCAGGGCUAUGAAUGGCGCUUUAAGCAUAUAUUUAGAGGUCAGCCACGUAGACACUUGCUCACAACUGGAUGGAGUAAUUUUGUGACUUCCAAGAGAUUAGUUGCUGGAGACACCUUUGUGUUUCUGAGAGGGAACAAUGGAGAAUUGCGGGUUGGAGUGAGGCGCAUUGCUCCUGUGCAGAGCAGCAUGCCAUCAUCUGUGAUUUCUAGUCAGAGCAUGCACCUAGGAGUUCUUGCAACUGCAUCUCAUGCUGUAGCAACUCAGACUCUUUUUGUUGUAUAUUAUAAGCCAAGGGCAAGCCAGUUCAUUGUUAGUGUGAACAAGUAUUUGGAGGCUAUCAACCAAAAAUGUAAUGUUGGUAUGAGAUUCAAGACAAGGUUUGAAGGGGAUGAAUCCCCUGAAAAUUACAAAAGAUUUUCGGGCACAAUAGUUGGAGUAGAGGAUAUUUCCCCUCACUGGGUAAAUUCAAAUUGGCGAUCUCUUAAGGUUCAAUGGGAUGAACCUGCAUCUUUUCCAAGACCUGAUAGAGUUUUACCAUGGGAGAUAGAACCCAUUCUGGCUUCUGUUCCUACUACAUCAUCUCAAACUGCUGCUAUAAAGAAUAAAAGGCCACGGCAAGCAAGUGAACUUGCAGAUCUUGGAGACACACCAUUAGCUUUCCCUACUUUCUGGGAUGCUGGACUGACACAGUCUGAUAUGGCAAAACUUAGUGUCAUGGCCGAAAUCAAAAGGAGUGACAGUAGUUCCCAUAUGUGGCAUCAUAACAGUAAAAGCAGCAACAAUGGUAUAUCAAUGAAUCAGACAGAAGCAAGUUGGCUAUCUUCUCCUUCUCAAUUAUAUCAUGACACAACCGAUGAUAGCAAGAGCAUCUCAGCUUGGCCUAUUUCAAAACCUCACUCAGAGAGAUUGAACAAUGAUCAUUUCCUUGACCAGGUUGACAAGGAGAUCAACAAAGUAGAGGCUGCUACAAGUUAUAGAUUGUUUGGGAUUGACCUUAUUGAUCAUGCAAGGAACAACUCUCUUUCUGCAGAGAAUGCAUCUGGAAUCACCUCUGAGUGCAAAAUUGAUGUAAACCAUGUGUCCGAUAUCUCAAAGGCUUCUAAAGAAUGGAACCAAGAACAGCUACAACUAUCUCCAAAAGAGACUCAAAGCAAACAAGUUUGUAGCAGAAGUUGCACUAAGGUUCAAAUGCAGGGGGUUGCAGUGGGUCGUGCCGUGGAUUUGACCACAUUGGAUGGAUAUGAUCAACUUGUAGAUGAAUUGGAGAAGAUGUUUGACAUAAAGGGACAACUUCAACUUAGGAAUAAGUGGGAAAUUGUCUUCACUGAUGAUGAAGGGGAUAUGAUGCUUGUUGGUGAUGAUCCAUGGCUUGAAUUCUGUAAAAUGGUGAGAAGAAUCUUCAUUUAUUCAAGCCAGGAUGUGCACAAAUUGAGCUCAGGGAGCAAACUACCUAUCUCUUCUAUGGAAGAGAUUGUAACAAGUUUAGACACAACCGAGACCUGAAACUUUUACAUUCUUGUCCUUUCUACUUUGUUAGUUUUCUUCUUCUUCUUCUUCUUCUUUUUUUUUUGCUGUUUCUUUUAUUUUUCUUAUCUAAGGUAAGGAUGUUAGUUUAUUUUUGGCUAGGCAAGUUUCAUGUUAGAUGUGAAACACUGGCUAAUUGUAGCUCAAUUUAGAGACUCUAGACACUAAUUGGGUUUCAAAGACCAAAUUGAAUAUUUUAAUAAAAAGUAAAUUACACAUGUCUCUCUUGAGGUUUAAGAAAAUUAUGUCUUUCCUCCUUUGUAAAACUUAGACAUGUCUCUCCCGAGGUUUAGGAAAAUUAUACACGUCUUCCUUCUGUUUUUAAAAUCUACACAAAUCCUCUAAAUGUCGUCUAAACAUUUAACCGUAACAAGUCAUGUGUGUUGACAAUUUUGAUUAAAAAAGAUUAAAAUAUAUUUUUUGUCCUCAUAAAUAUGGAAAUGUUUGAAAUAUAUCACUGCAAAAAAUUUAAUCUAGUUUUCGUACUCAAAAUUUAAAUCUAUUACUUUUUGGCUUGAAGCUAGAUUCACGUAUAUCCGAACCUACGCAUAUGUUGUUGUAGAAAGUGUCAGAAAAGUUGAAAAACCUAACAUUUUCUACAAAAGUAUACACCUAGGUUUGGAUGUAUCCAAAUCUAACUUCGGGCAUGUAAUCGAUGUAGAAAAGUUAAAAACCUAACACUUUAUACAACAACUUGCAAGUUGGUUCAAAUGUACCCAACCUAACUCCGGGCCAAAAAGUAACAUUUAAAUUUUGCAGGGACGAAAAAUAGACAACUUUUUGUAGUUACGGAUUCAAAACAUUUUCAUAUUUAUGAAGAUGAAAACUUAUUUUAACAUUUUUUAAAACAAAAUUGUCAAUGUACAUUAAUUGCUAUUGUCAAAUGCUUAGACAACAUUUAAAAAAUCUGUAUAGGUUUGAAAAACAGAAGGGAGACAUGUAAUUUGCUUAAACCUCAAGAGAGACGUGUAAAUUUUUCAAAAGGAUGAGAGAUAUAUGUAAUUUCCUUAAAUUUGAGGGGAGACAUUUGUAAUUUACUCUUUAAUAAAUUAGUUUUGAGAGGUAAAAUUUGGGCUUAGCAUAACAUUCAUUUAAUGUAUUUGUAUUUGAAAGCAAAGUGUGCCUUAGUGACUA